Messenger RNA from Ananas comosus (pineapple), 1304 nucleotides. RefSeq lists its product as uncharacterized. The record is from RefSeq and is a predicted model, not a curated record. Bases 232 to 948 code for a protein of 238 amino acids. Gene Ontology annotation, molecular function: SNAP receptor activity. NCBI's taxonomy places the organism in Eukaryota, Viridiplantae, Streptophyta, Magnoliopsida, Poales, Bromeliaceae. Gene Ontology annotation, cellular component: SNARE complex; endoplasmic reticulum. Gene Ontology annotation, biological process: retrograde vesicle-mediated transport, Golgi to endoplasmic reticulum. The transcript is spliced from 10 exons.
CGGCCGCCGCCGCCGCCGCCGCCGCCGCUCGGCCGCAUCCCAUGUCGCUCGCACGUGACCUUCUCCUCCCCGCGCCAUCUGCUGCCUCACAUGCGCCCGCUGGACGUGGAGGCGCUGCAUCCACAGUGUGGGGCCACAGAAUAGUGAGGUAAUAGCAUACCAUAAAGUAUGACCAAACUAUAUGAUACAAAUUGAACCAUAGUGCGGCAACAAUCACCAGGUCUCCUUAUAAUGGGACUCAGCAAGACUGAAGUGAAUUUACGAAGGUUGCUCGCGGCUGCUCCGCAACAGCAAAAUCAAGCAAAGCUUAUUCAUUAUGUCACCACUUUAAGAGAACAAUUAGAGCAGCUAGGGGCAGAGACUACUCCAGAAGGAAUACCAAGUGUUUCAAAAGCAAAGCUGAAUGAAUAUUCGGAGAAGAUUGAAGCCCUCGCUGCAAAAGUAGCUGCUUCACCUCCAGAAGCUGUGAGUGAGCUUCAUGAAAACAGAGUGGAGGAAAAUUCUCCUAAAUCAGAACAGGUGCGAGAUCCUAUAACCUCUUCAGCAGGAUUAAGGAGGAGAGCCACAGCUCAUAGAGAAGUUGGAGAAGGUUCUCAUGAGCCGCAAGAGACUGAUUUAGGAAAGCCUAUUGGAUUGGAUGCAGAAGCUCAAGCUCACAUAGAGAAACAUAGAAAGCUUCAAGAAGAUUUGACUGAUGAAAUGGUUGGAUUGGCACGACAACUGAAGGAAAGCAGCCUUCUGAUGAAUCAGUCUUUGCAAGACACUGAAAAGAUUUUGGACUCCACCGAAAGAGCUGUGGAACAUAGUUUGGCGAGCACCGGCCAUGCCAAUUUGCGCACUGUGGAGGUGUCCUCAGAGACUUCCAAAACGACAUGCUUUCAGUGGCUUCUGAUCUUUGUGAUGACUUGUGUAUUUGUCAUGGUGAUUCUACUCAUCCGCAUUACUUGAAUACAUGCUUCGACCGCAUGCCUUUUUCUGUCUAGGUCCGUCUGUAGAUACCGUAACACGAAUAACCUUUUUCUUUUUGGUUUUUACAACUUCUGAGAUAAAAUUUUCUUCUAUGGACUUGAAGUUUCCCUGCCUCGCCUUACAGUAACAAGCAUAUGUGUAAUAGAGUUCCAGUCGGUGUCAUUUUGGCCCACGUAAGGAUAUUUUAAGUUCAAAAUUGUUGCCAAAAACAGGAAAAGUGUGCCAGAGCUACAAAAUCAACAAAUGAAAGUGUUUUUAUGCAAAAUCGCCUUGUGGGAUCAAUGUAGUAACUAUUUACACAGUUCUGCACAAUUUAAGCUGAUUUUGGUUGGAAA